Molecule: messenger RNA, 882 nt
Organism: Coprinopsis cinerea okayama7#130
Lineage: Eukaryota; Fungi; Basidiomycota; Agaricomycetes; Agaricales; Psathyrellaceae
Exons: 2
Coding region: 1-882 (293 amino acids)
Source: RefSeq, a predicted model, not a curated record
AUGGUAAGGAAGGCCCAUGGGGCAGACUUUCAACUUGCAAUCCUCAACUACCCUCCAGCGGCUGCCCAUCUCCCUACACCUACACCCACACCCACCUGGUCCAGUGACGAGGACUCGGAUCAUACGUCCUGCUCUAACCCGGAGCCCAUAUCUGUCUCCACCUCCUUCUACCCCGGAUCCCACUCCCAGCCUCAUAACAUAGUUUUCAAAACCAGCGACUCGGUGUUAUUCUACCUCAACAUCCCAGCGAUGCAAAGGCUAUCCCAUACCGCCUUCAAUUCCCUCAUUCCCCCAAACACAACAACGUCCUCCUCAGAAGAAGACCAAGCAAUCGACGUCCCAGAAUCAUCAGCCGUCUUCGACGUCCUAGCACACGCUCUCUACGACAUCUCCUGCGCUGCCCACACCCACCCCCUCGAAGUAAUCCUAUCCGCCAUCGACCGAAUGUCAUUAUACAGCAUUACCCCAACGCACCUCAUCUUCCCAGGUAGCCACCUCUACCAGCUCCUCCUCAACCACGCUUCAACCUCCCCUCUCCAGAUCUACGCUCUAGCAGGGCAACACGGGAUCCACGAACUCGCGGUUCACUCUUCGCAAUACUCCAUGCUAUACCCCAUCUCGGCUAUGACCGACGACCUCGCCUGCAGGACAGGCGCCGUAUACCUCAAGAAACUUUUAGUGCUCCAUACGUUCCGACACGACACUUUCAAACGCAUCAUUUCACGACCUCUCGAAUUACAUCCUUUGAGUAGCGACUGUGAUCCGCACGAACGAGCUGAAUUGGAAUAUGCCUGGGUUGUACACACCCAGACAUACAGAUCGCCCCAGGACAUCCACAGCGGAGAUAAGUUUGGUUUAACCGGAGUUUCAACCUAUGGUUGA